GGAAGCCGAGGCUCCCGGGACCCAGAGACAUCUAAGAUUGGGCCCUAGGGGCUCAUCAUUACUGGUUCCAGAUCCGUUUCCUGACCGGAACAAAGCAGAUGAGGAACCGAGUCGGGAGCAAUGGAGUGGCCACCUGCUCAGAAGCAGGGGGACUCGAAGGAAGAACAGGGAGGCCCGGCCCACACGGACCUGUGUGCUACUCAGCUUUCCGAAGACACCCUCGGGUCCUGCACUGAUGAGGUGCUGAGCUGUUCGCUUUCCUCCACGUCUGAGAGCCCCCCAGAGAGUGAAACGCCGACCACAAGCUCGGAAGAACGAGAAGGGCGGUCAGAAUUUUCAGUCCUGCAGAACGAGGAAAAUAAGCUAACUGAAAAGUUGAUCAACCACCUCAGGCUGAAAGAAACUAACGCUGAAAGAUACCAUCCCGACAGAAAACGUCCGACGGAAACACCCGAGAGAUCCCCUGAAGAACUGAAGGCCCUGCAGUCUUUUUGUACCACUAAAUUAAACCUGAUCCGCCAGAAAACGGGUUCUAGAGCUCAGAAAAGCAACAGACGCAAAAGGUUGCAGCGCAGAUGGAUUGCAGAGACCUCAGAGGUGGAAGCUUUAAAUGGUGCUGUCCCUGAUGAACUGUUGAACAGGGUCUAUUUGAAGAACACGAGGGCAGCCCUAGCGCACAUAAGGGCAGUGAAGCAACACGUCCCUUCCACGUGUCCCAGCUGCAACAGCAAAAGGGCGGAGCUGGCUCAGUCCGACUUCCUGAAACAAAGGAAGACCUUCCUGGAGUCCCUGCUUCUCCAAGAGAAAAUAGAUGAACACCUUCAUACCACAGACUUCCUCACCCGUGUUGGAGAAGCACAUCACGGUUUCCCCAGGCUUUCAGAUGAUCCCAGGAUCAUCUGGAAGCGACUGACUGAGAAAAUUCAGACAGCAAGCUCCGGCUUCGGGAGGGCAGAGUCGAAGCAGGUGUAAAAAGACUGUACAAGUACUCUACCGCUUCUCAACUCACUUUUCAAAUGAGAUAGGAGCUGCUGACUACUAAUGAUGAUUUAUUAUGUGCCCAACCGAGGGAUGGUGACUAUUAAUGCUUAGAGGUAUCAUGGGGUGUGCUUACAAGUUUCUGUUGUGUUUGAAUACAUUUUUUUUUUCUUGUAGAGGGAAUUUAGAAAGUGUUUCUUUCAAGAAGGUCUAAAUUAUACCAUCCAGGACAAUUGUAGUAGUCACGAACCUUUUAUAAUCUAGGGGAAAGGUAGAUGUUGGUUUGGAGUGAUGGUUGACAGUGUACAGAAAAUUAAACAGAUGUAAGAUAGGAAGCAGGGGCUGGCUUUGAUGAUAUGGUUGCAGGGAUUUAAUAAAAGCUAAAUAUCAAAAAGGCACCAGGAUUCUGAAUAUUGUACUUGAUACUUGAAUGAAUAGUAAUUUCCCUAAGAGAGCCUGCUUGUUAGUUUCUAUCUACUUGACAAAAACUUGAGUCACCUUGGAAGAGGGGCCCUCCAUCGAGGAAUUGCCUCUAUCACGCUGGCCUAUGGCAUGUUUCUGUGUGUGUGUGGAGGGUGUUACUUUAUUAAUGAUUGACGUGGGAAGGGUGGUGCCAUCCUUGUUUAGGUAGUCUGGGGCUAUGUAACGCAGUAAACUAAGCAAGCCAUGGAAGGUAAGCCAGAAGGUUUUAUGUUCCCAUGCUUUCUACUUUAGUUCCUUCCAAAGUGUUUGUAUCUUGAGUUUCUGUCUUUGUGUCCCUUCAUAAUUGACAUGAACCUGUAAACUAAAUAAAUAUUUCCCUCCUCCAAA
Messenger RNA from Psammomys obesus (fat sand rat), 1788 nucleotides. RefSeq names its product chromosome unknown C8orf48 homolog (gene CUNH8orf48). The record is from RefSeq and is a predicted model, not a curated record. The transcript has a single exon. Bases 121 to 972 code for a protein of 283 amino acids. Lineage: Eukaryota; Metazoa; Chordata; Mammalia; Rodentia; Muridae.